Messenger RNA from Ctenocephalides felis (cat flea), 525 nucleotides. Its product is annotated as MICAL-like protein 2. NCBI's taxonomy places the organism in Eukaryota, Metazoa, Arthropoda, Insecta, Siphonaptera, Pulicidae. The record is from RefSeq and is a predicted model, not a curated record. The transcript has 4 exons. The coding region runs from base 1 to 525 and encodes 174 amino acids. Gene Ontology annotation, molecular function: protein binding.
AUGAGUGAAUUAAGAGGACCCAGGGCUUUGGAAAUGUGGGCCAGGCGUUGUUGUUCUGGUUACAAUGAUGUAGCCAUAACAGAUAUGACAACUGCUUGGAGAUCUGGAUUGGCUUUUUGUGCAAUUAUCCAUAGACACAGACCAGACCUCAUCGACUAUGAAUCUCUGUCGCCCAAGGAUCCCUUGAAGAAUUUACGACUCGCCUUCGACAUUGCCGAGAGAUGUUUGGGUGUUCCUGCUUUAUUGGAUGCUGAAGAUGUGAUGACUUCACCAGACAGACUUUGUGUAUUGACCUACCUUGCUCAGUUUUAUUCAGUUUUUAACAACAAAGACAAUAAAGACGGUUCUAAAAACGGUGGUGCUAUCGGAAGUGUUGCAGGCAACAAAGCCAAAGUUUCAAAUGCAGUAUCAACCAAUUCGCCAGUCAAGGAAGCAGUUAAAGCUAAUUCUAACAAGGAACAAGAUUCAAACUCUGCAAAUAUCGAUGUUACCGUUGGCCUGUACAAACCUGAGAUAUUCUGCUGA